CCACACGCCGCAUCCUCGCGCAGCCGUUCGCCACAGCCAAGCCAUCCAGUUGGGGAUUUGCAACUCCCUUUUGCUUGGCUUUUUGUUUUGUUUUGUUUUGUUUUGUUGGGCGCGCGCUUCGCUUGACCGGGCGGGAUGACCAGCGGGCAGGUGCAGGACAGUGAAUCUGGCGUGCCUUUGGACGAUAAAGAUAGCAGCAGCUCUAAAUAUAAGGAUGAAGACUGUGCUGAAGAAAAUUCACUGGGUGAUGACAGUUCCAAAAGUGACUCCGAAAGCAGCUCUGAAAGUGAUUCUGAUAACAGUGAGGCAGAUGCAGAGGAACCAAAUGAUGAUCCAGAAAACAAAGAAUCACAGCUGGGUUGUGUUGAAUCAGGUACAAUAUCUUUGUUGGAAUGA
Molecule: messenger RNA, 396 nt
Organism: Anolis sagrei ordinatus
Lineage: Eukaryota; Metazoa; Chordata; Lepidosauria; Squamata; Anolidae
Source: RefSeq, a predicted model, not a curated record